CAGUGAAGCUCCUCCCACAAAAAUCACACAUUCAGUAAUUCAGCAAUAAAUGCUGGAAAAUCUCCAUCAGUUCACAAGUGAAGACCAGCAUCUAAUCAUCAGGAAGAUCUGAAAUCUGUAAAGACUGAGUUUAUUAAAGAGGACAGAGAGAAGAUGAGAGAUCCAGAGCCCUGCAGAAUCAAGCACACUGAAGAUAUUGAAGAACAAACAGAGUUGAUUGAAGAUAAUGAGGAGAAAGAAGAAUUGAGUGAAUCUGAGGAGAAAAUUCAUGUCAUAAGUGGAGAAAAACCCAAACAGAAAGAUUUAAAGAAAAGAAGAGCCAAGAAAUCUUUCACCUGCACUCAGUGUGGAAAGAGUUUCACAUGCAAACCUCAUCUUGAUGUUCAUAUGAGAGUUCAUACUGGAGAGAAACCAUUCACUUGUGAUCAGUGUGGGAAGAGUUUCACACAAUCAGCACACCUUAAGAAACACAUGGGCAUCCACACUGGAGAGAAACUGUACACAUGUGAUCAAUGCGGGAAAACAUUUUUGUGUGCUUCGGUAACAGGACCCGAGCCUGUGCAGUAG
Messenger RNA from Sinocyclocheilus anshuiensis, 567 nucleotides. Its product is annotated as zinc finger protein 200-like. The transcript is spliced from 3 exons. Gene Ontology annotation, biological process: regulation of transcription by RNA polymerase II. The record is from RefSeq and is a predicted model, not a curated record. Gene Ontology annotation, molecular function: DNA-binding transcription factor activity, RNA polymerase II-specific. The coding region runs from base 154 to 567 and encodes 137 amino acids. Gene Ontology annotation, cellular component: nucleus. Lineage: Eukaryota; Metazoa; Chordata; Actinopteri; Cypriniformes; Cyprinidae.